Molecule: messenger RNA, 735 nt
Organism: Ogataea polymorpha
Lineage: Eukaryota; Fungi; Ascomycota; Pichiomycetes; Pichiales; Pichiaceae
Exons: 1
Coding region: 54-704 (216 amino acids)
Biological process (GO): pyridoxine metabolic process; pyridoxal 5'-phosphate biosynthetic process
Cellular component (GO): glutaminase complex; cytosol
Molecular function (GO): glutaminase activity
Source: RefSeq, a predicted model, not a curated record
UCCAGGGCUCUUUUAGGGAGCAUCUGGACCAUCUAAAUGUGUUAUUCUCAGACAUGAAUUCUGCUCCGGAAUAUAGCCACUACCAGUUUUCUGCAAGAAAAGUCAAGCAGCCAAACGAUUUAGACGGCCUUAGCGGUAUUAUUUUGGUUGGCGGCGAGUCCACUACCAUGUCGCUGCUGCUGCAGCACAGCGGGCUGUUUGGACCUUUAGCCCAACUAAUCCAAUCAGGCAAGAUUGGUGUCUGGGGAACUUGUGCCGGCUUGAUUUUAAUAGCUAACCAGGUUACUAACACCAAGGUUGACCUUGGAGAUUGCAAGUUCAGGGUUCUGGGCGGUCUGGACGUCUCAAUUGAGCGCAACUCGUUUGGACGUCAGGUUGACUCAUUUACCCAAUUGCUUAGCUUUCAAGGAUCCAGAGUGACGUCUUUUGAAUGUGUGUUUAUCAGGGCGCCGGUUGUGUCUGGAAUUUUGAGCGAAAAGCCUUCCGUUGGCACAAAAAGCUCUGUGGUGGCAGAAGUAUUCGAGGCCAAUCAUCACCCUGUGGAGGUACUAUCACAGGUGGAAAAAGAUGGCAAGACGCUGAUUGUCGCUGUUCGACAAGGUCACAUUCUGGGCACGUCAUUCCACCCCGAGCUGGUGCCGGACUACGCGUUCCACAAAUGGUUUGUAGACGAAUUUGUCUUGAAGCGGUCGAUCGACGCAUAAAUAAAAAUUCGCGAGAGCGAUACAUAAUUCC